GUCAGGUGUCCGAUUCACAUCCACCCGAAGCAGGCAUCAGACGACACACCACAGCACACGACACGGACACACGUAGAUAGAUGAGUCGGUCGCUCGUUGCAUCCGCCGGCCCCGCCUCACCUAUCGGCUCACAACUCAGUGCAGCUGUCAACCGGUGGAUGAGAUCCAGCAGUCCAAUGCAGCGAGCGACCAGACCCAACACAUGGAAGAAUGAAUGAAUCAAACCAGUGUCCGUCCGCACACCGCACCAGCCCCCACUGCGCUUCUCUGCUCGCGAGUGACCGACGGCCCUUCAAAAUGCCCGUGUUGCGUGCGAGUGAGUCUGUCUGUGGGAUCACUCGUCGUCCUCCUCGUCGCCCCCACCGGCGCCCUUGGACUUCUCCUUGCGUCUGCGCACGCGUCCGGGUCUGCCGCCGCCGAAUGGGCUGGUGAGCGCGAAGUCGAUGUGCUUCUCGCUCUCGAGGUUGACCAUGAAGGAGGGCACGUUGACGAUCUGCUUGCCCACCCGGAUGUGGCGCUGGCGGAUGAGCACACGGGCGUGGUGGAUGGACUUGGCCAGGCCCAGCUUGAACACCUUGGUCUGCAGCCGACGCUCCAUGAACUUGGCAGUCGUCAAACCCAACACGUAAUCCAACUUCUGCUGACCCUCAUCUGCACACACACAGAACAAACCACACACCACACCACGCCACACACGCAAUGGUCAGUCACACCAGACAGAUCACCCCCCCUCUCCCUCUCGCGUGCAUCGCGUGUGUGUGUGUGUGUGACAUCCCUCCCUGUGUUCACUCACCGAGGAGUCCCAUUCGCACCAUCCGGCGCAGGAGGGCAGCUCCCUGGAACACGCGGAUGGGGUCCUUCUCCUCGAGUGUGAGGAGGUGCCGUGCCGCCGCCCGCAUCUUGGAGAGGGUGUACUGGACGCGCCACACCUCACGCUUGUUCUUCAGGCCGUACUCGCCGAUGAUCUUCAUCUCGCUGUCCAACCGCUCCUUCUCGAACGGCCGCUUGGGCGUGUUCGCCACCUUUGAGUGCGUGCGGUAGCGCUUCGGCAUCUCGG
Messenger RNA from Vitrella brassicaformis, 1057 nucleotides. The record is from the annotation of a GenBank genome assembly. NCBI's taxonomy places the organism in Eukaryota, Vitrellaceae.